This is a messenger RNA of Filobasidium floriforme, 1641 nucleotides long. RefSeq lists its product as uncharacterized. The transcript is spliced from 6 exons. The record is from RefSeq and is a predicted model, not a curated record. Lineage: Eukaryota; Fungi; Basidiomycota; Tremellomycetes; Filobasidiales; Filobasidiaceae. The coding region runs from base 134 to 1519 and encodes 461 amino acids.
UAUGCACAUAAUGAGCUCGUACAAUCGACAUCGAAACAAUCACCUUCGAUAUUACGAUUCACAUAGUCUACUGGGCAUCCAUAUUCUCGAAUUGGUCUGCUUAGCUGCUUAUCCCCGGCUGUCGUAAAGAUCUAUGACAACCACAAUGGCGACUUCGGGUACCGAGCACCUUCCUGAAUCAGGCAGACAUCAUCUCAUCGCAUCGGCGGGUAUCGACAAUGCCGGCUGCUGCAAUUCGGCCCUGCUUCUCCAGGGCAAGCUCGCAAGUAGCCCGAUUUGCGGCAUCUGUCUGGAUGUCUUAUUGGCGAUCAACGAGGAGUCCCUUGAGGAACUGGAGGUCGUGGCAUGGAAGAGCUGCGGGCAUCUUUAUCAUCGAUCUUGCAUAGAAGAAGCGUUCGGCACCUUUCCGCGAGCGACUACUCACAAUAAAGAAGCAGAAGAGGGGGAAGAACCUGACUACAAAAAGUUAUGCCCGCACUGCCCGAUGUGCAAAGCGCAGGAUGACGCGUGCAUCGCUAGCCUCGACUUUCAGAAGUACUGUGAUCCGGUGAUGAGAGUCUUUCUAGCUUCUAGUCCUGGUACAGAAGAAGUUAGUCCAGUCACAAUUACGGUAGAUGGAGAAGACAAGGCCCGAUUCGACCUGGCCCAUGUGGCUUCCAAGCUGGGAACCGACAUGAAGGUUCUGAAGGAUCUCAUCGAUGAUGAGGGAGAUGAAUACCAAGCAGGGGUGAUCGACACAACAACCCGGAUUCAGAAAGAGCAGUUGAAUACCUUGAUCAAGAAUCUGAUGAAGCUCAAAUCCGAGGGUAUACUUUCAGAUAAGAUCAACGAGCUCAGGAGAACGGUGACCGCGACGGUAAACCCGAUCGCAGAAAUCCUACAGUUAAGAAAGGAUAACGCCUCUCUUGAGAAAGAAAAUGCGAAGCUCAAGGCAGACAAGGUCGGGCUUGACAAGGAUAUCGUCGCACUGGAAGCCUCUGCGAUAGACAGAGAAGGGGCUCUGAGAGAAAGCGAGGACCUCUGUCGGCAUCGAGGCGAAACCAUUAAGAAACUGGAGACUGAAUUAGGGCAGCUCAAGUGGGAGCGGGCGGAGGUCAUCCGAGUUAUGGCAAGCGAGAAAGCGACUCGGGGCUUACUGGAGACCAUACCAAAACCUACGGGGAUCCGGGAUAACGACGGUGCAAGUUCUGUUGAAAGGGAGACCGACAAAUCGCCGGUCAUUCAGCUGUCGAUCGACUCCCGAGUCGAAUCGCGCAUAACUGUACAAUCCACUACAAUCGUUCACGGUGACCGCGCCAACGGAAGCGGGAUUUAUGGGCAAAGUGAGAGUAGGCCGCUCAACAUUCGCCUGCUCGGGAACGGUGGCACCUUCGAGAUCUCGGUGGAUGGGAAAGGUCACUUCGACAUCCAGGAGCAAGACGAUACGCCUAGAAAAAAGAGGAAAGCUUCGGCGACCGAGGUCGCAAGUGCUCCCUCGAACAAGCGGAAGAAGGGAUCGCAUGGAUCUAGGAGCGGGUAGAAAGAUAACGACAUGGAGCGGAAGUCGCAAGUUCGGCGGUACGAAGGCCCGCAUUAUUAGCCGAAGAGAUCGAAUAAUGAAUGUCUCGCGAUAGCGCGAACGCGGGGCUUCGGGUGUAAAAU